CCAGUCCUUUCUCGCCUCGCCUUUCCGUCGCCGGGUCCGGGCCUGUCUUGGUCUUGGCCUUAAAGAAAGCAGGAACGCCGCCUCUCGACUUAUUCUCCCCAAUCCCAUUGUUGCUGAUUCCCUCCUCUCCAGCUUUCGUGAAUAUCGUCAAACGCACCCUCUUCUCCUAUAUAAGGCGUUGAGGGGAUCAUUUCCUCGCGCUUUUUCCUUCGAUAUUACGUUUUUCCUUCGUUUGCAGAGGCCUGUUCUUCGUUCUGUCACGCUUUUGCAUCUUCAAUACCAGUCCCUGACCUCAUUGUGCUUUGGUAGGCGAUCAGCCACGGAACGGAAACUUGCCUUGAACUUCACAACUAUGAGUUACAGCUCUGACGACGAUCGCCCUCUUGCGAGGGCCAACGGCCAUAAACUCUCCUCGUCCAAGAUUUCUCGCGCCGAAGAUGAAGCUCUGGAUCAGCCAGUAUCCAAGCAGGCUGCUAAGAUGGCUGGUCUGUCCGUUCGCAACGGUCCUCUUGAAGACGCAAUGGACAUCGAUGAACCAGCUACCAACGGAGCUAGCAAACGUAAAUCGCGUACCUCUAUCAACAAGGUCAACUACAAGGACGAUGAGUCAAGUGAUGAUGCUGCUCCUCUGGUUCGUAUUCAUGACACAGGAAAACCCUUCCUGUGGGGCCAGGUAUGCUGACAGUACUAUUGCAGGCCAAGCGGCAAAAGAAGCAAGCCAACAGAGUUCCUGAAUCCGACUCCGACGAUGAACCCAUUGCAAAAGCCCGAGGAAAGAAACUUCCCCCUUCCUACGACGAGACUGCCUUGCCCGAGUCCUCGGGCGAUGACGACGAGCCCCUUAGUGUGAAGCUCGCGCAAAAGAAGCGCGGCAUGGAGAAGGAAGCUGAGAAACAAGCCAAAGCCAUACGAGCCAAAGAAAGAGCCAAGAAGCCUGUGGCAAAGAACGCUGUCAAGGAUGAGUCCGACGACGAUGUCCCACUUGCAAAAUCCUCAGCAAGUAAGCGUCGAUCUAACGGAACUGCCGCGAAGCGGAAGUCGAAUGGUGUCAAGAAAGAGGAGUCAGAUUCGGAUGCGCCCAUCUCCAAGAAGGCCAAGGCUAAACCAGCCUCAUCUGCUAAGAAAGCCGUCAAGGCAGAGUCCAAAAAGGCUAGUGAGAGUGAGGACGAAGAAGAGUAUGCUUGGUGGAACGCACCAAAGAAGGAAAAUGAUGAUAUCAAGUGGACAACUCUUGAGCACAAUGGCGUUCUUUUCCCGCCCGAUUACGAGCCUUUGCCCAAGCACGUCAAGAUGCUCUACGAUGGACAACCAGUUACUCUUGCUCCCGAGGUUGAAGAGGUCGCCACCUUUUGGGUUGCCAUGAUGACUCCUGCAUCCUCUCAUCACCUAGAGAACCCUGUUUUCCGCAAAAACUUCUUUGAAGAUUUUAAAGAAUAUUGCGACAAGUACGGUGUUAAAGAUGCACAGGGAAAGAAGGUCGCCGUCAAAUCGCUCGAAAAAUGCAACUUCGAUAAGAUUUACGCAUAUUGGAGCGAGAAGGUGGAACAGAAUAAAUCUAAAAACAUGACCAAGGAAGAGAGGGAGGCUGCGAAGGCGAAGAAGGAUGCCCUCGAAGCCCCCUUCACUCACUGUUUAUGGGAUGGUAGAAAGCAGAAGGUUGGCAACUUCAGAGUCGAGCCUCCCAGCUUGUUCCGUGGACGUGGUGAACAUCCCAAAACCGGUAAAGUCAAGCAACGUGUCCAACCCGAGCAAAUCACCAUCAACAUCGGCAAGGGUGCCAAGGUCCCCGAACCUCCCAAGGGACACAAGUGGAAGGCUGUGCAGCAUGAUCAAAAGGCAACCUGGUUAGCCAUGUGGCAGGAGAAUAUCAACCAAAACUACAAGUACGUCAUGCUUGGAGCUGAUAGCGAUAUCAAAGGUCAGAGUGACUUCAAGAAGUUUGAGAAGGCACGGGAACUCAAAAAGCACAUCGACCGGAUUCGCAAGGACUACACCAAGGAGCUUAAGAGUGAAAUAAUGGCAGAUCGUCAACGAGCCACGGCCAUGUAUCUGAUUGACAAAAUGGCACUUCGAGCCGGUAACGAGAAAGACACAGAAAACGAGGCCGACACUGUGGGUUGCUGCUCUCUCAAGUAUGAGCAUAUCACACUUGAGCCUCCUAACAAGGUUACAUUCGAUUUCCUCGGAAAGGACAGUAUUCCAUACAGAGAGACUGCCGUUGUUGAGCCUCAGGUCUUCAAGAACCUGAAGCUUUUCAAGAAGGCGCCCAAGACUACAGGAGAUGAUCUCUUCGAUCGCCUCAACACGGCUCAGCUGAAUAGGCAUUUGACCGGCUACAUGAAGGGUCUGACCGCCAAGGUUUUUCGUACUUACAACGCUUCCUGGACAAUGUCAGAACUGCUCAGGAAGCUCGCUUCGGAUCCUCGCUCUCGUGGCACAGUUGCUGAAAAAGUAAAACUGUACAAUGACUGUAAUCGUGAGGUUGCCGUUCUGUGCAACCAUAAGCGAACCGUUGGCGCUGGGCACGAGCAGCAAAUGGCCAAGCUUGGUGACAGGAUUAAAGGCCUCCGCUACCAGCAAUGGCGAACAAAAAUGAUGAUUCUCGAUAUCGAAUCUGGUUACAAGAAGAAGAAGGGUGCCGCCUGGUUCGAGAGGGAUGAAGAAUUAAAUGACGAGUGGGUCAAGGAGCACCAGCAAUUCUUACUUGAGGAGCAGCGUACAAGGAUCACCAAGAAAUUUGAGAAGGACAACGAAAAGCGCAAGGCAGACAAAGAGAAGCCUCUCCCCGAGAAGGAGUUGAAAGAACGUCUUCAGGCUGUCAAGGAGAUGGAAGCCAAGUUCAAAAAGGAGAACAAGACCAAGAAGGUAGAGGCUGAAGGCAGAGGCGUUACUGUCGACAAGCUUCUGAAGGCUGUGGACAAGUUUGAUGAACGCAUCAAGACACUGGAGCUUCAGGCCCAGGAUCGUGAUGGCAACAAGGAGGUGGCCCUCGGCACCUCCAAGAUCAACUACAUUGAUCCUCGCCUCACAGUAGUCUUCUCCAAGAAGUUCGACGUUCCUAUCGAAAAAUUCUUUUCCAAGACUCUUCGUGACAAGUUCCGAUGGGCCAUCAAGUCUGUUGAGGAUGAGGAUGACUGGACCUUCUAAGUUCUCCGCGAGGGUGUUGGCGUAUAAAAAGAAAUCGUGCAGGAGGUUCUUGGUUCUAUUGCUUUUAUACUAAUUUGCUUGCUUUUUUUGUUGUUGUUGUUUUUUCUCGGAAGUUUUGUAAGAAUACUCGGAUAUUGCUUUCGACAUGAGCCAGGACGAGGCAAAGGAGACAAGAGGAGAAGGCACACCGAGCGAAGCGCGAGCUCGCGAUGUGCUUUUUGGGUGCAGGGUGAACGGCCGUAGAACGCAGACGACGAAGUCGCAGGCGCUGAGAUGGGUUUCUCGGAGCAUUCAAGGGGGUUAUUGGCGGUAGAGAUUUUAGUAUCAUAGAAAUCAUACCUAUAGAACAAGCACUUCGCAUGCUAUUGAAGUUUGGUGGCCUCAAGAAAGGGGUUGACACCACCCAUGGCUCUGCUAAGGCUCAAGCAUGGAUGAGACGGGCACGAUUCUGAUAACUAUAUUUACUAGUGCUCUCUUUUUCAAACAUUUGUAUGGCCAGAGGAAUGUGUUGCCCAUUUUAGAGUAUAUAUUGAUCCUCGGAGAAUAUGUAGGUUGGUUCUCUCAUUAUACACCGCCUGUCUAUCUCAUGUUUGCCAUGUGUCUAUUCUUUAC
Molecule: messenger RNA, 3759 nt
Organism: Fusarium verticillioides 7600
Lineage: Eukaryota; Fungi; Ascomycota; Sordariomycetes; Hypocreales; Nectriaceae
Product: DNA topoisomerase I
Exons: 5
Coding region: 676-3147 (823 amino acids)
Biological process (GO): DNA replication; DNA topological change; chromosome segregation
Cellular component (GO): nucleolus; chromosome
Molecular function (GO): DNA topoisomerase type I (single strand cut, ATP-independent) activity; DNA binding
Source: RefSeq, a predicted model, not a curated record